UAUAUGCGUAGUUAUCGCGAAGGUGGCGCUUCAAGUCAAAAUGGCGAGUUUCAUUCCGGUCGAUGUAAAUUGCUCCGCUUGGAUCCCUUUUGCUAUUUUGAUAAUUGUAACAUUGUUAUUUUCUGGUGGUUACAUUCGAUAUUUUCGGUGCAAAUAUGACAGUGAAAGGAGUUCAACAGUCACAGCUGUAUUGGGAUUGGCUAUUGUUGUUCUUACUGCGUUACUUAUUCCAGUUGACAUUUUUUAUGUUUCAUUUAUGAAAACUUCAAAUGGAACAUUUAAGGAUUGGGCUAGCAAUGCUACUGUACGAGAUGAAGCUGAAAAUGCAGUUCUUUAUGCCUAUUAUACUAUGUACAGUCUAGUUUUGUGUUUUGCAUUUUUCAUUCUGCCAUUUAUCUAUUUUUAUUAUGAAGAAAAAGAUGAUGAUGGAAAUAAUAUUGCUUCUAGAAUAUGUGCAGCACUGAAGUAUACUCUUGUAUUUGUAUUUGUGGCAGUAGUAUUGAUUCUUAUAGGCUUAUUUGCACCAUUAAAGGAUGAACCUCCAAGAAAUAGCACUGAAUGGGAAAAGUUAAAAUUUUUGUUUACUGAAAUUGGAAUUUCCAGAGGUGAACAAUCGAUUUCAUUUAUCUUGAAUAUUCUUACUUCAAUAGGGACAGUUACAUUAAUUAUAUAUACGGGAAUUGGUUUGCCAACUUGGCCUAUUGAUAUGAUUAAAGGAUCAAGAAAUGUCAUAAAAGAGCAUGAAGCUGUCAUAGAAGAAAGAAGGAAUACUGAAAAUGAAAUAGCUUUCUUAAGGAAAAAGAGAUCUCAGAAGAAGUUGUCUUCAAGAGAAUCUUCAACACUGUCAGAAUUAGAAGAAACUCAGCACUUAAUUGAGCGCCAGGAAAGACAUUUAGAUGAAGAAAGACAUAGUUGGACUUAUAAAUUCAGAUUUCUUAUUCGACCUCUUCAAAUUGUUUUUGGGAUAUUAGGAGCAUCUCUUGGAUUUUUGAUUUGGCUUUCUUUACUACUAACAAACAUUGAUAAACUUAUACAUUCGAUGGGAUUUAAAAUUGGAUAUAUGCUGUCUGAACCAUCUAUACCUAACCCUGUGGAUUUUGUCCUUGUACAAAGCCAGAAGGUUUUUCCAAUUGACUACAUAAUUUUUGCUGCUAUAACUUUAUUUUUGAUUAUUAUAACUAUAUCUGGCAUUCAAAAGUUAGGAUUAUGGUUCUUCUGUGUGAAGAUGUACACAAUUAGAGUGAAACGAACACGUCCACAAGGUUUAUUGAUGCUUUGUCUUACAUUAAUGUACACUGUACUUGGCAUAAAUGUAUUGCUCUUCAAUAUCAGUCCACAAUAUAUGUUGUAUGGUAGUCAACACUAUGUGGUAUGUGUGUAUAUAUAUAUAUAUAUAAACUUGAAUUGCACAUUAAAAUUCCCGAAAACAAGUCUUAAAAUUAAUUUCCAUAUUAAAAUAACAGAAGUUUUUUUAUUUUUGAUGUACAUUGUAUUAUUCAAGAUUUUAUUACAAAUGUUAUAUUCAUUUUCAGAUGAGUGUGUAAUGACUAGAGUGAGUUACUUGCUGUUUGAAUUUAUCUAUAGAGCUUGGUUCUUUGGAGUUAUCUAUUAUUGGUCAAGUUGGGCAUUUUUAUUGAUGUCACUGAUUGGAUUCUUUGUUGCCAUCAUCCAAAGGAGAAAAUCGUCCAUAGCAGGACUUGUAGAUCGAGAUGAUUUCGAAGAAAGUGACGACGAAUUAAUCAGAGGUUAAUUUAUUAAAGCUUGAAAAACAAACUACAUGUAUAAUAUAUAAGCAUUUAUUAUAUUUUUUUUCUCUAAUACUUAAAUCCCUAAACUUUGUAAAUAGAUGAAAAAAUUAAUCCAUUAAGAUCUCUUAUUGCUGUUACAAAAAUAGCUUAUUUAUAUUUUAUUUUUUAGCAAAUAAUGUACAGUACUUUGAAAAAUAAAAUUUAUAAACAUAUUUUA
Centruroides sculpturatus (bark scorpion) is the source of this 1965-nucleotide messenger RNA. Its product is annotated as probable lysosomal cobalamin transporter. Lineage: Eukaryota; Metazoa; Arthropoda; Arachnida; Scorpiones; Buthidae. Gene Ontology annotation, cellular component: vacuolar membrane. The transcript is spliced from 14 exons. Gene Ontology annotation, biological process: protein localization to vacuole. The record is from RefSeq and is a predicted model, not a curated record. Bases 41 to 1750 code for a protein of 569 amino acids.